Molecule: messenger RNA, 618 nt
Organism: Brassicogethes aeneus
Lineage: Eukaryota; Metazoa; Arthropoda; Insecta; Coleoptera; Nitidulidae
Source: the annotation of a GenBank genome assembly
GGUGUUCGGUGUAGCAGCAGGCAGCAAAUAUGUCGGACAUUAAACCAAGUGAACUGGAAAACAUUGAAUUUGCUUUUAAUGUUUAUGGCAGUCAGGGUAUCCUUGACUGUUUUUAUCUUGGAAAAUUAUGCAGAGUUUUAAAUUUAAACCCCAGUUUGGAAACUUUGGAAAAACAUGGUGCAACCAAAAAAGAAGGUGAAAAGACAAUGAAGUUCGACGAAUUUCUGCCUGUGUACAGCGCAUUGAAAAAGGAAAAGAAAGACCAAGGCUGCUAUGAAGAUUUCAUUGAAUGUUUGAAAUUGUAUGACAAGAAUGAAGAUGGUCAUAUGAUGGGUUCUGACUUGUACCAUUCUUUAUCCAACUUAGGAGAAAAACUUCCUGAAGAUGAGCUUGAUGAAGUUUUGGAAGACUGCCUUGACGAAGAAGACGAUGAAGGACAAAUAGAAUAUACUCCUUUCCUAAGAAGAAUGUGCGAGUUAGACCCACCUCUAAAACCAAAGAAGGCAGCGCCCCCCAAAAAGUAAACUGUUCAUAUAGCAUUAAAAUUAUUAUCUUUUUGUCUUAAUUCAAAUGCAUUGUGUACUUUUAAAUACAAUAAAUUUUAAGGAAUGGUUAUCA